Molecule: messenger RNA, 2027 nt
Organism: Lytechinus variegatus (green sea urchin)
Lineage: Eukaryota; Metazoa; Echinodermata; Echinoidea; Temnopleuroida; Toxopneustidae
Product: transmembrane protein 53-like
Exons: 4
Coding region: 328-1479 (383 amino acids)
Molecular function (GO): serine hydrolase activity
Source: RefSeq, a predicted model, not a curated record
CUGCAUUGCUGAACUUGCAGCGAGGAGAAAUCAGCUGUGAGCUCGCUUCUAGAAUAACAACAAUCAGCUCACGCUGUGCGAGGCUGGCUGUCUAUGUGUGUGUGUGGAUGGGCGUUGUGCUGAUCGCUGCGACUAUAAACAUCAUAUUCUGUGGACAAUAGUCGCCACCAAAACAAAACAUUUUUUACUGAUGCACGGGCUCACAACUCUAAUUGAUCCCAUCAUUUUAACAAAUUGGGCAUAAGUACUCAGUGCUUCGUCAAAUUUAUUUGAUUUUAGAACUGGUAGACAUUACUGAGAGCUGAAAAGCUGACAUUUUAUCUCAUCAUGUUCGACUCGGCUGAUGUUUUCCUGCCAUUCUUCGAAUGGAAUACGUACACGGUUGUCUCCGCUGCUGUGCUGGGUCUGAUUCUAUACGAUUUAUAUUGUAAAGGAGCUGCAACUCUUUACGGCCAUACAGGUCCACGAGCUCGACUGUCUUCGUCGUCGUCCGAUGUCUUCGACGUCCUAGGCGACAUCGACAGCUUUUCACUGCUCGAGCUCAACACCACCGUCAUCUCCGACAACCUCGAACUCAAGACCAAUGAUGAUCUCCUUCACGAUGAAAGCCUCUUCGAGUCCGAUCUCGACUUCGGGAGCACGUCGUCGUCGUCGUUUGAUGACGAGACGUACGGACAUCCCUCCGAGAGGCCCCUUGUUGUCAUGUUUUCGUGGCUCUUAGCCAAACCUCGUCAUGUUAAUAAAUACGUAGAGCUUUACACCAGGAAAGGAAUGGACGUCCUCGUCGUCAAGACUCGUCCGAUUGACAUCGCAUGGCCGGCCAACGCUAAGGAGAUUGCCCGUGAGAUCCUGGAUUACGUCACUGAUGGUGACAAGCGUCCUCUGUUGAUCCACGCAUUCUCCGUCAGCAGUCACGUGUACGCCGAGAUGCUCGACCUAGUAGAUGCCGUCGAGAAGUAUUCCUCGGUCCGUUACCGCAUUGUCGGUCAGAUUCUCGAUAGCUGCGUGCUCUCGAGGGAUAGCUACGAAGGAAUCUACUCGCAGGCCUCCACCAACUCCUUCACCCAACUUGUCAUCAAGAGGGUUGCAGAGACUUACUUCUGGGUGACCAACAAGUACACUAUGGAUAGUAUCAUCAAGGUGAACGAGAUCUUCACUGGCCGACCGGUCAAGGCUCCAGCCCUCAUCCUCUUUUCCCGCGACGACCACAUCGCCACUGCCAAAGAGAAUGACGAGCUCGUCAACCAGUGGCGAAAGCAUCUCGACGACGACCUCUACGUCAAAUGCUGGCAGAGUUCCCCGCACGUCGGCCACCUUGUCAAACACCGCGACGAGUACGAAGACGCCAUCUACGGCUUCGUUGGGAAACUGAAAGGCCUGCCUAGGAAGUUGCACCUUGAUAAGCCCAUCCCACCGACGAGCGCAGCCACCCUGCCUCAGGAAGCGCCGAAGGAAGCAGGCCUAAAGAAGGAUGAGUGAAAGGGCAGCAGACGGAUUGAGUGAAGGACUGUUUCGUGGAAGAAGCAGGGCAAAGCUCCGUGCUUGCCUUGUUGCAGCUGUAACAUCUUUAUUGAUUGUGAUCAAAGAAAUGUUGUAGAUUCUAUUUUCUGAAGAGGAUUGUAAUGAUUCAGAGAAUAAUUAUGAUGUCAUAUAUCUGUAUGGAAUCCUUCAAAAGAAGUUUGUGUAUUCUAAACGUUAAGUACAGUUCCGAAGGAGAAGAUUAUGAUGCUUCAGAGAAUCUGUAUGACGCUGUAUAUCUGUAAAUGAUCCGAUCGACAGAAAUGUUGAUUGUAAAUGUUACGAACCUUAUAUACUGAAGAAUAUUAUGAUGAUUCAGAGAUUAUCUGAUAUGGCGCAAUAUAUCUUUAUGGAAUCAAUCAACGGCGCAGACACGUUCAGUAAAUUUAUAUAUAAUUCAAAUUGACAAACAGGAAGCAUAAGAAUUGAUCUUCCGUCAAGGUUCACCAAGGUUAGAUAAGUGGCGUAUAGAUGCAGGGGUUAGAAGCGCCUGCCACCCCUCUCCCCCC